Dendroctonus ponderosae (mountain pine beetle) is the source of this 844-nucleotide messenger RNA. RefSeq names its product translationally-controlled tumor protein homolog (gene Tctp). Gene Ontology annotation, cellular component: cytoplasm. Gene Ontology annotation, molecular function: calcium ion binding. The transcript is spliced from 3 exons. The record is from RefSeq and is a predicted model, not a curated record. Bases 151 to 669 code for a protein of 172 amino acids. Lineage: Eukaryota; Metazoa; Arthropoda; Insecta; Coleoptera; Curculionidae.
UGGUCACACUGCAGCCACCUCUCUUACUUCAUUUUCUCUAUGAUGAGUAAUCUGUGGGUCUUUCCACAGACUCUUUCUUUCUUCACGUCACUUCAAAGUGGUCGGUGGUUCUAGUAGGAAUAUCUGAAAAAAUCCAAAUCAUCGUCCAAAAUGAGGAUCUACAAAGACAAAUUUACUGGAGACGAAAUGUUCUCUGAUACCUACAAAAUCAAGUUGGUCGAUGGCGUAAUCUACGAGGUUUAUGGAAAGCACGUAACCCGUAAGAACGGCGAAAUCCAACUUGCUGGGGCAAACCCAUCUGCUGAAGAGGCUGAUGAAGGGACCGAGGAGGGUGCUGAAAGCGGAGUGGACAUUGUUUUGAACCACAGACUGCAGGAAUCUUAUGCUUUCCCUGACAAGAAGUCCUAUACUUUAUAUCUGAAGGAUUACAUGAAAAAAUUGAUUCCUAAAUUAGAACAAGAUGCCCCCGACCAAGUAGAUAUUUUUAAAAAUAACAUUAAUAAAACAAUGAAAGAUAUACUUUCAAGGUUUAAAGAUCUCCAAUUCUUCACUGGAGAAUCAAUGGAUAUUGAUGGUUUGGUAGGGCUUAUGGAAUAUCGUGAUAUCGACGGUGAUUCAGUGCCCGUAAUGAUGUUCUUCAAGCAAGGUCUUGAUGAAGAGAAAUUUUAAUUAAUUUAAACAAUAAUUUAUAUUUGUUCUCAACGAUAUAGCUCAAGGAAAUAAUGCGAAAUAUGCUAUUGAUUAUGAUAUUUGUUAUUAUAUUCUUGACUUCUAUUGUCCGCAUAUAAACGAACAUCGUUUACAAUCUUUUUUUAUGUAAUAUAAAAAGAUUUCCUACAGCAAA